Molecule: messenger RNA, 2022 nt
Organism: Brassica oleracea var. oleracea
Lineage: Eukaryota; Viridiplantae; Streptophyta; Magnoliopsida; Brassicales; Brassicaceae
Product: transcription factor E2FA
Exons: 13
Coding region: 195-1658 (487 amino acids)
Biological process (GO): regulation of transcription by RNA polymerase II
Cellular component (GO): RNA polymerase II transcription regulator complex
Molecular function (GO): RNA polymerase II cis-regulatory region sequence-specific DNA binding; protein dimerization activity; DNA-binding transcription factor activity, RNA polymerase II-specific
Source: RefSeq, a predicted model, not a curated record
GCUUCUUCCCUCCACAUCUAUCCCAACAUAAAAUUCCCUCGUUUUCUGCUCUCUCUCACUUUUUCCUUCUUCUUCCUCCUCCUCCUCCUCCUCCUCCUCUCUCUCUCUAUCACUAAAACCCUCGCUUCCCUUCCCUAACCGUCCCUCUUCUCCCCGCCGAGAUCUUCCCAUCGAACUCCGCUUCACCACGAUCCAUGUCCGGCGGCGCACGAUCUUCUCCGGGACCUUCUCAGCCGCCGCCGCCGCGACAUCCGCCGUCAUCUCCUUCUCCGUCGUCGUCUCUUCCCGUCGUGCCACCAAUACGUCGAAACUUAGCGUUCGCCUCAACGAAACCGCCGUUCAAUCCCUCGGAUUACCACCGAUUCGCCCCUUCGCACCUCACUAACGACGAUAGAAGCCUCGUUAACCUCUGCAGAAUCGGAGAUCGGGAAGAUGACGACGUCUUGGUUCAUAGAUCUCCCUCACGGAAGAGAAAGACCACAACCACAUCCGUUACUGCUCCAUCUAGUAGUAAUGGACUCACGAGCUCUGGUUUCAGUACCAUAUCCAACAGUCCAUGUAAGACUCCUGUUUCAGCUAAAGGAGUCAGAGUCAACACCAAGUCAAAGGCCAAAGGAAGUCAGUCAAUUCCCCAAACACCCAUCUCAAAUGCUGUUGUAGGUUCUCCAGCCACACUAACUCCUUCUGGAAGUUGUCGCUAUGACAGUUCUUUAGGUCUCCUUACAAGGAAGUUCGUCAAUCUAAUCAAACAAGCGAAAGAUGGAAUGCUGGACCUAAACAAAGCUGCAGAAACAUUGGAGGUUCAGAAACGACGUAUAUAUGAUAUUACAAACGUUUUGGAGGGGAUUGAUCUCAUUGAAAAGCCUUUCAAGAAUCAAAUACUUUGGAAGGGACUUGAUACUUCAGGGCCUGGCGACGUGGAUGCUGACGUAUCUGUCUUACAGACAGAAAUAGAAAACCUUUCCCUCGAGGAGCAAGCGCUAGAUAACCAAAUCAGAGAAACGGAGGAAAGACUAAGAGAACUGAGCGAAAAUGAAAAGAACCAGAAAUGGCUUUUUGUAACUGAAGAGGACAUCAAGAGUUUGCCGGGUUUCCAGAAUCAGACUCUGAUAGCCGUCAAAGCUCCUCAUGGCACAACUUUGGAAGUCCCUGAUCCAGAUGAGGCGGUUGACAUCCCUCAAAGGCGAUACAGGAUCAUUCUUAGAAGUACAAUGGGACCUAUUGACGUAUACCUUGUCAGUGAAUUUGAGAAGAAGUUUGAAGACACAAAUGGAACAGCUACACCACCAGCAGCAUGCUUACCUAUUGCUUCUUGCUCGGGAUCUUCAGAAAACCAUGAGAUAGAAGCCUUAACUGUUGAUAAUAAAGGAACUGCCAUUGAGCAUCAGGCGUCUCAAGAUCAUGCACAUGCUCAACCCGAUACCUCUGAUCUUAAUUAUUUGCAGGAGCAAGUAGGAGGAAUGCUCAAGAUUACUCCCUCUGACGUCGAAAAUGAUGAUACGGAUUACUGGCUUCUCUCCAAUGCAGAUAUUAGCAUGACGGAUAUUUGGAAAACAGACUCUGGUAUCGAUUGGGAUUAUGAAAUAGGUGAUGUGAGUACACCACCACCGGUAAUGGGUGAAAUAGCUCCAACCGGUAUUGACUCAACCCCGAGAUGAUGAAACACGCAUUACAACAACACUCUUAGCUCCCCAAAAUCAAAGCCAAAGAGGGGAUCAAAUACAGAACCAGUGGCAGGUGCGUAGUGUGUGUACCAUUAAAUUAUGAUCUCAUUUAUAUCUAGAGUUGGUGUAGCCUGUGACAAUGUAGAGGAUUACUUGUUAAGAGAAACUAGUGUAAGUUCAAGAGAGAGAGAUAAUACUUCAUCGGCUGCAUUUGUACACUAGUUGAGUAUAAUCUUUUUUGACCAUUUAAAUGCAUCGUUAUAAUCAGCUCAUUAUGGUAACAUUAAAGCGAAAGCAAACACAAAUAUCAUCCAUGUAUUAAAACUUCUGCUUAAAUUUACAAAAACACAAGAACACA